Messenger RNA from Acanthosepion pharaonis, 885 nucleotides. The record is from the annotation of a GenBank genome assembly. Lineage: Eukaryota; Metazoa; Mollusca; Cephalopoda; Sepiida; Sepiidae.
AUGCAUCUCUUCUUCCCUUCUUUUUUUCCCUUUUCAUUUUUUGCUUUCUUCUUCUUCUUCUUCUUCUUCUUCUUCUUCUUCUUCUUCUUCUUCUUCUCUCUCUCUCUCUCUCUCCAUAUUUUUUUGUUCAUUCUUCUUCUUCUUCUUCUUCUUCUUCUUCUUCUUCUUCUUCUUCUCUUUUUCUUCUUCUUUUCCAUAUUUAUUCGUUUUUUUAUUCUCUUUCCUUCUUCUUCGCCUACUUUUCUUUCCCAUCUCUGCUUGCUUUGUUUUUCUUUUUCACCUUCUCCCUCUAUUUCAUCAUCUCCUCUGCCCCUCUCUGCAUCCUUCUUUUUCUCCUUCUCCCUCUAUUUCAUCAUCUCCUCUGCCCCUCUCUGCAUCCUUCUUUUUCUACUUCUCCCUCUAUUUCAUCAUCUCCUCUGCCCCUCUCUGCAUCCUUCUUUUUCUCCUUCUCCCUCUAUUUCAUCAUCUCCUCUGCCCCUCUCUGCAUCCUUCUUUUUCACCUUCUCCCUCUAUUUCAUCAUCUCCUCUGCCCCUCUCUGCAUCCUUCUUUUUCUCCUUCUUUCCCAUCUUUGCUUGCUUCCGUUGUUAUCGCUGAUCGUUCCCCAUUCCUAUCGCCAUUUGCCCUAUUUGUCCCUUUCUUUCUUUCUUUCUUUCUUUCUUUCUAUUAUUGUUUUUCCUCUUCUCUUUAUAUUAUUCAAUCUUUCUUUUUGUCCUCGGGUUUUUACCUUUCAUUCGGAGAUUCAACAGGUUUGUCGUACACUUAAACUGACAUCACAUCCACUGCCUCACUUCUCUUUCAAUCUAUCUAUCUAUCUAUCUAUCUAUCUAUCUAAUUUUAUUCAUAUCUAUCUAUCUAUCUAUCUAUCUAUCUAUCUAUCUAUCUAG